Paramecium sonneborni is the source of this 425-nucleotide messenger RNA. NCBI's taxonomy places the organism in Eukaryota, Ciliophora, Oligohymenophorea, Peniculida, Parameciidae. The record is from the annotation of a GenBank genome assembly.
CUAAAACUUUUUAUCAAAUUUAAUGUCGCUCACAAAAGUACCUAUAAAUGACAAUGAUUAUAAAUAACCAGGGUCUUAGACACUAUAAAAUAAUGCUCCUUAAUUUCAAAAAAGAGAAUAUAAAAUGAUAUCAAAAGAGAAAAAGACAUAGUUGAUUCGAACUGUUCUUCUCUAGAAAUGCAAAAUUAAAAGAGUACUCUAUUUUAUUAUAUUCUCUUUAGAUUGCUAAGGAUCUCAACAUUAAUUAUGCUACAGCCAAAACAAUCCUCCACAAUUACAGAAAAAAAAAUAUUUAAUUUGAUCAAAAAGACCAUCUUAAAUAAGCUACUUAUACCAAUACCAAAAAAUUCUCCAAAUUGAAUCUCAAAAUAAUCCUCAAUGACAGAAUUUUGAAAUAAUAAGAAUACGUAUUACCAACAUAUUGA